AUGGGCCAACCACCCAAAUACCGGAAUAAAUCCAACUUUCUAUUUGCACAAUUUUGUAAAAAAUACGGAUUUUCUAACGUGUUUUGGAAUUUUUCGAAAGCAGGACAUGGCAAAGGGGCAGCAGACGGAAUUGUAGGAGUUCUAAAAAGAAGUUGUAAUGCUAAAGUAGCUGGCGGGAUAGACAUUACUGAUGUUGCUUCGUUUGUUAAGGCCGUGUCAGAGAUUAAAGUAAAGUUAUUUCGAAUUGAAGAAGAAGAUAUUGUCAAAAUUAAAAUGACUUUGCCUGAAACUUUAAAACCAGUCCCAGGAAAUAUGAAGCUGCACCAGAUUAUCUGGACACAUUUAAAUGAAGAAUCGAUUUGUCUUAGAGAAUUAUCCUGUGACACAUUAUUUCUCCGCCGAUUUUCUCUCAACUGA
Molecule: messenger RNA, 417 nt
Organism: Psylliodes chrysocephalus
Lineage: Eukaryota; Metazoa; Arthropoda; Insecta; Coleoptera; Chrysomelidae
Source: the annotation of a GenBank genome assembly